Messenger RNA from Cheilinus undulatus (humphead wrasse), 1762 nucleotides. RefSeq names its product adenosine deaminase tRNA specific 3 (gene adat3). Gene Ontology annotation, molecular function: tRNA-specific adenosine-34 deaminase activity. NCBI's taxonomy places the organism in Eukaryota, Metazoa, Chordata, Actinopteri, Labriformes, Labridae. Gene Ontology annotation, cellular component: cytoplasm; nucleus. The transcript is spliced from 2 exons. The coding region runs from base 83 to 787 and encodes 234 amino acids. The record is from RefSeq and is a predicted model, not a curated record.
CUUGAUAGCAUGGAGUCGAGUGUCUAACCGUCCAUUGGAGGAACUAUAUUUUCAUCAUAAUUUCUUUAUCGAAAGAGGAGAAAUGGAGCACUCUGCUUGUAUUUUGGAGGAAUUGAGGCAAUUUAUCGUAAAUGACGCCCCACCUACAGCAUAUUACAUCCCAGAUUUCAUAACAGAGGAUGAGGAGGCUUACCUUCUACAGCAGGUGUACAAGUCUCCAAAAACCAAGUGGACCCAGCUGUCUGGGAGAAGGCUUCAAAACUGGGGAGGUUUACCACAUCCUAAAGGCAUGUUGGCAGAAAAGAUGCCUGACUGGCUCCAGAUGUACUGUGAGAAAAUAUCCUCUCUUGGUGCAUUCAGUGGGAAAUCAGCCAAUCAUGUUUUGGUGAAUGAGUACAAACAAGGAGAGGGAAUCAUGCCUCAUGAAGACGGCCCUCUGUACCACCCUACUGUCACCACCAUCAGCCUGGGAUCUCACACUCUCCUUGACUUUUAUGCACCCAUCAGCAGCCUGGAGAGUGAUGCACCGCAGACAGAGGAGAACCGCUUCCUCUUCUCCUUGCUGGUGAAGCCGCGUAGUCUUCUGAUCCUGCAGGAUGAGAUGUACCAGCAUCUGCUUCAUGGCAUCCGGCCCUGUGCCCAGGACACGCUCACAGACAAGGUGGUGAACCUGUCUGCUGCUAAGGGUCUGCAGGGAGAGACUUUGAGCAGAGGCACCAGAGUGUCACUGACCAUACGACAUGUGCCAAAAGUUAUGAAGACUAAACUUAUACUGGGGAGGAAAUGAAGAGACUGCAGUUUGAGUGCUGAAGGCACAAAAACAAUCAAACAUGAUCAGUGGGAAUCUUGUCUCUGCUGCUUGAAUUAUAUCAUUCAUGUGUCUAUACUAGGAAUGCACUAUAGGAUUGGCACAUUGGUAUCUGCAGAUAUUAGCUUUAAGAGUUAAUUAUUACUUUGGGCAGAUAUUAAUGUUUCUGCUGAUAUUUACAACUAAUAUUUUGGCUUUAAAAAUCUGCCUAUAGUAGCUGUAAACAUUGGCCAUACGAACAAAGUUAGUGGCGUUUUAGGCUGGUUUAACAGAUCCACUUCUGCUGAAGUGUUUGUCGUUAUUCCUGUCACUACUUACACUUUAGAGUCUGUUUUAAGGACCAAAAUUUGUUAAUUCGUUCAUCUUUAAACUUUAAAUUGUCUGUUUUCAGGACUGACGUUUUAGGUCUGCAUUACAUUUGCAUAUUGAUACUGAUGUCGGCACGUGGGAUGUCAGAAAUCCAGUUUUGUGCAUCCCUAGUUUUUACUGAAUCACAACAUGAUUUCUUGAAAAUAUAUGCUGCCUUAAUUGAUCACACAGGAAGCUGUAGUAGCUUUUCUGGACAUUAUCGAGUAUUAUUAUACUUAGAAAAUUAAUAAGAUCAUAGGUUUAUCCCCAAAUUGUUAGCAGGAGAUCUAUGAAGCAAACAUCUGCAGAAAAAAGAUGACUAUGCUUAAUCAUGAAAAAUGUUGAUUAAAUGCUGUAAAAGUAAUCAAAUAUUCAUUGAAUGUUCAGAAAACAAGCUUAUGUAAAGUCUGAAAAUGAACCUCCACAUGUUCUUUAUGUUUACUUUAAAAUGACUAACCAUAUCUAUAUCAACAAAAAUUAUUAAUUUUGUUUCAUUAAUGUGUUCUUUUUCCAGCACUAAAACAUCAAACAAUUACAUAACUGUUUUUGAUUCUGUUUUUUGUAUGCACAAGAUAAAUCAGAGUUUUAUUUAAGGGCUACGAUUAA